AUGGCAGCGUCAACGUCCAAUUCGGAGCCUACAAGUGCCGCCAAACAGAACGAGCCCCAGGAACCGUCGCCCUCGCCGCCACCCGCCGCACCCGUCCCGCUGACCCCUGGCCCACGCGCCUCGCGACUGCAGCAGGUCUUCUCCCAGGCGCUGCUACACACCAUCCGCACAAACUCCUAUGCCAACUUCUCUGCUUGCUUUCCGACGCCUGCAAAGCAUGUUCCGCGCAGUCUGGAGUCGGUGUGGAGACAGCUGAACGCGAAGCUGGAGGAGAGCGCGAGGGCCGAGUUUGAUGACAUCCUGCAUGAGAGAGGGGUGGUUAGGAGAUUGAACGAGCUGGACAGGCUUGUGGGAGAGGCCAAGUUGCGCAGAGAGAACGGCGAAGGGGCCAACAGCGCGCCGGCGCAUACUUUGACGGCGAAAGAGCUAUACCAGGCGCAUCUAGCACCGAUUCUUGCAAAAGCGCAGUCAUCUCUCGAAACUCAGACGGAAGAAGUGCAGAAAAAGAAUACUGAGCUUGCAUCGAGGAUAGAGUCUCAAAGACAAGAGAUCCAGCAGCUUCUCGCUAGCCUUGAGGCCGUCGUCGGAGAUAUACAAGGCGCGGUAAAGUCGAUGGACGAAUUCGAUGAAGACAACACCCUACGAAAAGAAGCAGAGCAAAUGGACGAAGAGAUACGGUCUUCGCAACCUUCGUGA
Molecule: messenger RNA, 696 nt
Organism: Trichophyton verrucosum HKI 0517
Lineage: Eukaryota; Fungi; Ascomycota; Eurotiomycetes; Onygenales; Arthrodermataceae
Exons: 2
Coding region: 1-696 (231 amino acids)
Biological process (GO): chromosome segregation
Cellular component (GO): MIS12/MIND type complex
Source: RefSeq, a predicted model, not a curated record